UUGUGCAUGCAUUUCACCUCCUGAAGAGGAGACUGAAGGGAGAAACCCGACCAAACAAACAACGUAAAGAAGCUGUGGUACAAGCCUGGAAAAGCAUCACAAAAGAAGAAUGUAACAAUUUGAUGAUGUCAGUGGUUCACCGGCUUGUUGCAGUUAUUGCAAACAAAAAUAUGCAACCAAAUAUUAAGUGUUGUUUACUUUGAUUUACUUUAAGACUAUCUGUUCCUAUACUUCUGCUCACCAAAAAAUUGGGUGUUUUGCCACCAAAGGUGCCAUGUUCUAAGUUGUUUAACACGUGUAGAUGUAAAUUGUCUCAUAUACAUCUUUUGAUCUGAAACCCAAAUGUGUUCAGUGUAUAGCAAAAUCAACAGAACUGGCUUGCUGUUCCUACACGUUCAGAGGUGACUGUACACAUAGUUUUGACAGAAAGGGUGUUGUCAGUUGUUGUCGGUUGGGCUGAAGGGGAAAUGUCAUUGCAAUUGUGAUUGAUCUCACUGGUGGCAGUUGGCUGAAAAAUUACAUACUGCUCCUUUAAUUUCCGUAAUUAUACAGACCAUAUCUAAGGCCAUAUCUAGGUAUGUAUCAUAGCUUACAUGACCCUGUCUGAUUGAGGAUCAAAACUCCUAGGAAUUCAUUAUAAUAAUAUAAAUGAAAUUAUAUAAAAUAAUGUAAAAAAAAAAAUCCUGGACUUCUUCCAUAGACUAUUUCACAGUCCCUGGGGUCCCUGAACCUGAAUUUGAGAAACACUGAUGUAAACAAGCCAAUAAUAUGUUUCUAUAGAUUAUUACAAAGCUUCAUUUUGUGUAAUAUUGACUCUGGAACAGGAAAGCCUGUCCAGUCUGAGCCAACAUAGCUCAGUUCCCAUUUUACUGCUGACUUAACAGUACAGUCCCAAGAGCUUUUGUGCUGUUAGCUGACCAGUUCUCACCCUUCAGUUCAGCUAGUCACGAAAACAAGCACAGAUAGUGGCAGUAUUGUGUGAGAGACACCGUACUCCCUCAGGGAGGCUCUGAGAGAAGGGAACAGCAGGGGGGGGAAGCAGUAGGAGAAGCUGGAGUACGUCUGUGUUUGUGUGUGUGCCAAAGAGCUGGGUAAUUGACUUGCAGUGUGUCUGUUUAUGCGUAUGCCCUAAGCACACUUUGCUCAUUGUUAUCACUGCUCUGAGUGUGGAGUGUGAGCACAGUGCCCUCUAAGUGAGAGUGUGUUCUUAGCUGUAGCUGUAUCGGAAAUGGCUGGGCAAACACCAGCGAAGCCACUGCAAAGAUAUUCCAUGACUCAUUGUUUUUAAAGUCCUUUCCCACUAGUGCAGCAGAUCUCUACAGAAUCAGAAGGGCUGUCUACAUUUAUUCACAGCCUUGGUAAAUAACUUAUUGUACUUAUGUAACGAUAAGUAACUUAUUGUGCUUAUGUAAUGUGGAGGGAAGAUAGCAAGAUAACGCCAGUAUAGCCCAGGUUUUGUGUUUCAUUUAUCUGUAUCCAUGAAGUAUAACAGCAGAAUGAAAUGUGUACAGAACGCGUUAACUAUGUUGACGAGUUUUCCUUAAAUCAGUCAGAAUAUUACAGUAAUUUCAUUUUGGAGAAAUGAUUUAUGCUGUAUUGGCACCCUGUCCAGGGUGUACCCCGCCUUGUGCACGAUCCUCCCUGGGAUAGGCUCCAGGUUCCCCGUGACCCUGAAGGAAGGAUAAGUGGUAUAGAAGAUGGAUGGAUGGAUGGAUGGAUUUAUGCUGUGAUGUGGAAGUUGGACAGCAUGGAAAUGACAAAGUAAAUUUUAGCAGCAGUACAGUCGUGUAGUGUUCUUGGAAUUCCAAUCAGAUGUGACCACGGCUGAAUUCUGGCCAAGAGACAAGAAAUAAAAUGAUGAUAAAUGAUGGCCUCUCUGGUGCAGCUGUUCACAGACACGCCUCAUCUGGAAAACGUUUAGAACUCUGACGACAUCCGCACACACACUUUGGACACCACAACACACUCCGGCGUAACCAUGUACAGCGUGGAGGACCUCCUUAUCUCUCAUGGAUACAAAAUCGGCAGCAACAACAAUGUCCCUCCAUCGCACUCGUCCUCGUCCCACGAACAGCGGCCACCGACGCACAGCAACAGUCGGUGUGAAAUCACUGACAAGCGGGCGGGACAUGGUGCAGUGAAUGGCUACAAAGCGGACUGUGUUUAUGGUGGUGGUGUGAAACAGACUUCAUCUCAGGGUGGCCCCAGUGACACAGAGAUCAGGGACAAGAACCAGAGGACAGAGGAGGACAAUGCUAACCUAAUAGAUGGACACUCACCAGGAGGCACCUUGACCAGCGACAGCGGAUUCCAUGAUGCCCACAGAGAAGUGUACACUCAUCCAAGGCCAGAGCAUGAUGUGUCUUACUGGCGGAGACGGGGUCAAGACUUCAACAUGCUCCUGGACUAUGCGGACAUCAGGGAGCCACAGGGAAAACGAUUAGGUGGUCAACAUAAAGCAGAGGGUAUGCAACGAAGGCCAGAGUCAGCAUUAACCACUGAAGAGCAUCGUCGUGAGAGACAACGCAGGGCAGACAGUGCACGUGCCAAAGAGCGUGAACUGGCCCUCUACCAGUGGAAACUGGCAGCAGAGAGGAAGUACCAGAGCCUGGGAACAGAAGAGUGGCGUCCAGCUGUAGGAAUAGUUCGACAUAUGUCUGAAAGUGAAGGUGAAAGAUGGGCACAGGAGCAUCGGCGGCCUCGAACAGCAGAGGGUGCUGUUCCUCCAAGGACCAAAGCCAAAUCCCAGUCCCUUCCUAGAAUGGCCAUACCCUCAGACAGCAUGCAGUACUUAAGCAUGCCAUCCUCUGGCCAAGAUCCCUGUGGAAGCUAUCGAACAAAUGGUCACCAGUCGCGGCUACCUCAAGGUCGCAAUUUCAGUGAAGGGGAAAGUAGGGAGCGAUGGACUGACAGUAGCCGGUCAUGCGUACAAUCUGCACCCCCAUCAAAGCCCCGUUUUAGUCGACCUCUUAGACCCCCAUCAUAUGAGGUUCACCAGCAGAUGCGUGGAAGUUCAGAGAUGCUCUCUGGUGAUUUUGUGCCUCACCCCAGAGACAGAACUCCACUGCCUUUUUCCAGACAGGAUUACUUUGCACAGGAACUUGGAGGGUCUGGCAUGGAGCCCCCAGGUUACAUCCCUCCACCAUCAUACAGGAGGCAACCUGUCAUCAGGGGGGGACACAGGACUUAUGCCAAUUCCAUGGGGAACUACCAUUACCGUGGAGACCCAUACAUGCAAGGACCUGCCAUGGCCGAGGUCCAGGAAUGGUUCAUGAGACAGACAGGAAUGGCUUGGCCUGACAAUUACAGGGAUGGGAGGAGGAGUAUGCCCUGUAGGAGACAGCCAUACCCUGGUUAUGGAGAGGAGCACAUAGGGAAUGUUCAGUACAUACCCUUUGAUGACCCAAGACUCAGACAUAUGUCAGGAGGGAGAAUGGAUGGGAACUCAAUGACAGAUGCUGACAAAAUCAGGAAUAUCAGAAAAGACAUCCCCAUCAUCUCCACAUCUGAGAAAUUUCCUGAUGACAGUGCCUUUCUGCUCUCAGGAAAACCAUUCAGCAGCACAGAAGCAAGUAACAGCAAUAUCAGGGAUCGUGUCAAUGAAGCAGUCAUGCACCAGGAGUAUUCAGGAGAGGUGAUCAACUCAAAAUCAACAAAUGAUGAAAACUCCAACACGUACCCAGCCAGCCCUGACUAUCCAAAUACCUUCCAAACAACAUCGUCACAACAGAAACCUAGCAUAGACCAACGAUUCUGUGAGACAGUAACACAGGUAAAGACGUUUGAAGCGCAAACAGCAGCUGAAAAUAAGAAAAACAAGAAGAAAAUCAAAGAGACUAUGUUCUGCUUAGUGUCAGUUCCAAUAAAUGUGGUAGCCAACAAGGAAGCUACUGAUCCGAAUAACAAUGAAAAAGUAUCAAGUUUAAUAGUAGCACCUACAGAGAAUUCAGUGACCCAGCAUUGUAGCAAAGACAUGCCAAAGAUUGCAAAUAGCAAUGAGCAAUUAAUACAAUCCAGCAGCUCAUUAAACACAAAAAGGACCAAAAAAGCUCCACUUCGGAAAGAGAUCCUAGACAUUUGGUCUCUCCAAGCAAGUGCUGACAAAGAAUUGUGCUAUGCAGGGUCCUGGCCAGGAGAUCAGUAUAGAAAUCAAGAGACUCAGACAGGUUCUCUUGACGGUUCAAGAAAUACAAAUGCACAAAAUCCUCAAACCCAGGCUCCAUGUGAGCCUCCAUCAUCCACAGACAAUGGGCUGGGCACUGAAUGCAGUGUCAACUACAAGUGUCCCAUGAAAGUCCAAAAGAAUUUCAACCUUUCCAGCAACAGUGCAUUUUCCCGAACAAAAACAACUAGCGGCUCAAGUAUAAAAAGCCCAGUUCAAGUCAUAACGACUUUAUCACCACCAUCUCCUGAUCCCCAGCCCCCACUGAGGAAGAGUGCGCCCAAACCUCAAGCACUAAAUAGCCAAGAGGUCUUUGGCCAGUUCUUGUUAAAACCUGUGAACAGGCGACCAUGGGAUGCCAUUGGGGAACUUGAGUCUUUUAACAAAGAGCUGCAAGACCAAAACGCCAAACUACAAACCACUGAUCAGGCUAUAGAGGACCUGGAUGAGGCAUUGAGAAACAUUUUAGAGGUAGACAACACAAGCACAGAGUUCAUUAGACCUGAGUUGGCUAUGCAUAGGGUUAAACAGCAACAUACAGAAAGAAGUCCUGAGCAACAGCUAAAGAAUGACAGCUUAGAUUUCAGGUCAGAUUUAAAGCACAGAGGUGUGACUCAAACAGGUAACGAUUUCAGGGAAGUAGGAUGUGCCUUCUCGACACCGACAGGGAGGUUUGUAAAUCCUGACAUACCACCAAGACAAGAGAUGGACACUGGGUUUGUCAAUUACGAGGACUUGAGUAUGAUGCAGGAUGACCCGAGGUUGAACAGGUUGGAUAUUCCAGUGCCAAAGGAAUCGUUACUGAAGGACGUUGGACUUACAGUGUACACAGCAUUCCCAGACUCAGUGAAACUGGGAUCACCUGUAGGUUUAAGCCCUGAGUCUCCAAUGCUGACUAGUCCCUCUGACAACUCAGAAACAUGUGACGCUUUACAGAUCACAUCUUCAGAUAGUGGAGGAGAUCGAAAUACAAACAGUCCUGACUUUAGGGCAUAUCAUAAGCACUCAAACAGUAAUAUAAGCUUUGCUACUAAACUUGACCAUAAGAAAGUGUCAGAGAACAGCAAAGUUAUCACUGGCUCAGAAAGGUCACCUCACAUUCAUGGUGUCAGAAGUCAGCAUUUCACAUUCAUGGCAAACUAUGAUAAUGCUGAUUAUGAUGAUGAUCUAUAUCUGAGCAAUGAAAAAACGAUCGCAGAUGAACAUCUGGAGGCUCUUCUGAGUCAAGAGAAAGCCAAUAGCAUGCCAACAGAAGAUCUUAGCAACCUGUAUCAAAUUCAGUGUGCCAAAGGAAUUCCUGUGCAUGAGUCAAUUGAACAGAGGGCAGCCAGGAUCCUGGGCAUUGCUGUCCCAGCCGAAUCCUUGGUUAUCGGUCAAGAUGGUUUCAGACAGGAUCAGGAAAAUGAGCACGGUGACAAACCGAGUGAGGAAAAGGCUCAAUUUGUUAUGCAAACCUUGAAAAUAAGGCCAAAUGAAGAGACACAGCAUGUGAGUAGAGUGUAUGAGCAAGUGAUCAAGACAUCAGCCCACACCCACCAACUGAUGGAGAAGAAUGAUACUGCUAUUCAGGAAGACCAUGGCUCUACAGGAGAUAAGUCCAGUAAGGAGAGUCAUACUACUUCUUUAGUGUUAGAUUUACCCGAGUUUCCACCCAAUAACCUGCGUUUAUCACUGCCAGCGACUGAAGACGAAGACCUGACUUUAAGUGUGUGUGGAGGUGAGAAAAAGGUUAUGCCUGCUGCAGACAUGUCUGAAGGCCAACCGGCCAAGUGCAUCGUAUAUCACCCAUCUUCUGUGCGCAGAAAUGAAGAAAUGUCUGCAGAGUGCAUUAAUCCUUUCGUGGAAGAUGAGUCAAUGUCAUGCGUCAGCGGUUCCAAAAAAGAGGUCCAGAAAGGGAGGGGAGAAGAGGAAAUAGGAAAGGAAAGAACCAAAAAUAGAGUUCAAGAGGACAACGUACUAGAAGAAGAAGAGAAGCAAUUUGUGAUGAAUGAAAUGAGAUUAAAUGAGUGGCAAGCCGCUUGGGAGAAAAAGAUAGACGAGGACGUUGAUAGAAAGACGGACGAGGAGGAAGAGACAGAAGAAGAAAUCGGGGGAAGAACGAUACAGUCACCACAGUCCACGGGCUGCUCGGUCUCAGUCCCUCAGUCACGCAGUGGAACAGUGGUCAAGAGAGAAAUCACACUCCCGGACGCCUUUAUUAUGACCACUGAUUCCGAUUCACUCGAGGAUGAUGACGUUCAGUCUGUUUCAGAAAUGACAGCUGAGAUCCCUGCCCCUGGUUUAAACAACUCUUAUGAUCCUAGUCGAGUUGAGAGGGUGUAAACUUGGACAUUGGCACAGCAUCUCAGACUGCCCACACUGUCCUGUCCUGUCACUGUGACCUGGCUGGGAAAUCAGUCAAAUCUUUCACUUUUCUUUUUAACUUCAUUUUGUUGUUGUUGUUGUUGUUGUUGUUGUUCUAAACAAAAUCACACACACAAAAAAAACGCAUGAGGAAAGCCCGCUCUCCUCAUGUUAUGCAUCUUUUUUUACACCAUUUUAUUUUUAAUAAAACGAGAAUGAUUCUGUUCAUACAAAGCUGUUGAGAAGAAUAUAACCUGGAAAUGAAUAUGUAUUACAUUUAAAGGCUGUAAAUAGUUUUAUCUGCACCAGCACAUCUUGAUAGAUUGUUUGUUAGAUUUUCACCAAACACCUUUAUAGAGCAACUAAAAUAAAAUAUACAACAUGCCAGCUUGGACUUUUCAUCUCUUGUAAUAUAAGCAGUGACAAGUCACAAAUUUAUCAACUGAAACAAAGUUUGAUUAUAAGUCUUCCAGUUAAAAAAAACAAAAACACAUGCAGGCGUGAGUGAAUAUUUAAUCUGUCUCAUCCAUUAUCACCCUACAGCAAUGUACUCGAUAACAAAGAGCACAACUGAAUGUUGUAUUUCGACAGCUGAUAUAUUCAAGUCAGUGUGUCCAUGUAGCCGUAAUUAUGUCAUAUUGUAGCCGUAAUUAUGUCAUAUUAACUGUCUGUCAUUUUUCAAGCAUGUACGGCCUUUCAGUUUACUCUUGUUUUCGAGAUCAUAUCCGAAACGUACGCUUGUAAUUAUCGGUAACCAGCAGAAAAUAUAUUAUUUCAGAGAUGCAAAAACUUAACAAAUGUGUAUUUAUUUUUAGUGAGCAAUCCUCAGACUGUACAAUAGAAAAUGCAACAUUAUAAAAGGACUUGACAUUUAAUCGUGCAAUUCUAUUUGCUUGAUUACAAUCAUUUUGCAAAUGUCACAUGUGAGCGUGUGUCAUUACCUGCAGAGUCUGUGCAGUAAAUGAGCUUUCAGAUGAUGGUGUGCCUUUGGACGCAGAAAUGUCGAAAUGUAUUAUGUGUCGUUUGUAUAUUUCACAUGUCACUACAUCUUGCUCGACAAGUUAGAGUAUUGUUAUUAAUAACUGUCGUGCAUGCACAAUGUAGGCUCCACCUGAAGUUCUCCCAUUAGACUACCAUCAGUAUUAGCAAUUCAUUAGCACUGUUAUUAAUGUUAUAUGCGAGUAACAUGAGGAACAGUUACAUGGGAACUUCAAUAUGAUAUAACACACUGUCAUAAAUAUUAAGGUCAUUUGGAGCACUCAGGCCAUGCUCUAUAGAUGUUUAAUCUAAUAUCUAUAAGCAUAUGGGGUGGUUGGGGAGAAAGGAGUCAUAUAUACAUUUAACAGCAAGUGGCCAAUGUCAUCAGUGUUUAGGUUUAGAACCUAAACGUCCAUGGUGUUGCUAAAAUAUAUUUGUUUUAAUAAUCCUCUCUAUUUUCAUACAGAAAGUGUGUGUGUAUGUAUUUCUUCUUGUGUAAGCCACUGUUGCUGUGUGUAGAUGAAUUAUUCUGUGUCAACAUGUAUCAUGGGUAAAACUGGGGCUUGGGGUUUUGCAUAUUAUUGUAUUUGGUACUAUAUCAUAAAAAUCAUUAUAUUUCAAAAUGCAUAUAUGUAUCUUCCGAAAGAAAGCAUUGAUAUUUAAAAUAAAAAACAUUAUUUUUUAGAGUAUUUUAACGAAGGAAAGUGUUUAUUAUAUAGGCACAUAUUCAAAGCAACUGGUUUUAAACACAGUGUUGGGAGAGUGCUUUCUUUGUACAUUUCAACAAAAUAUGAAUUAAUAAACUGUUUGCAUGGAC
Messenger RNA from Ictalurus furcatus (blue catfish), 8300 nucleotides. RefSeq names its product junctional cadherin 5 associated a (gene jcada). Gene Ontology annotation, cellular component: adherens junction; ruffle membrane. The transcript has 5 exons. NCBI's taxonomy places the organism in Eukaryota, Metazoa, Chordata, Actinopteri, Siluriformes, Ictaluridae. Bases 1979 to 6484 code for a protein of 1501 amino acids. Gene Ontology annotation, biological process: positive regulation of blood vessel endothelial cell proliferation involved in sprouting angiogenesis. The record is from RefSeq and is a predicted model, not a curated record.